AUGAAUGAAAGGUUUAGUGAAUAUGAACAAAAUAAAUUGCUUUUACUCAGUACAAUUUUAGAUCCUAGAUUUAAAGAUAGAGUAUUUUCCGGAGAAUAUGAAAAAUUUCAAUUACAAAAUAAUCUGAAAUUGGAACUUGAUGUAAUUUACAGAAAUGUUACUGACACCUCUACAGUGUCUCCUGAAAUUGGGUCAGAGGUUGUAACAAUUAAUCAACAUCCAUUAGAGAAGUCCAUAUUUAGUCAUAUAUUGCCUGAUCACAGAGAACCUAUGCAGUGCAAUUCAAAUGAAGCAGAAAUUGAAAAAUAUUUAACAGAAGAUUUGAUUGAUGAGAAAGAAAACAUAUAUGAGUAUUGGUCUAAAUCUAAAUUAAUAGGAUUAAAAAAGCUAGCGGCUAAAUACCAUUCAAGCCCAUCAACCUCGGUGGAUUCAGAACGUGCUUUUAGUACGGCAGGGUUUAUUUGUUCUAAAUCUAGAAAUGCUUUAAAUCCUACUAAAAUAAGGAAUUUAAUAUUUCUUUCAAAAAAUUUGAAGUACUUAGAUUACAAUUUAAAUGUUUGA
Messenger RNA from Macrosiphum euphorbiae (potato aphid), 561 nucleotides. The record is from the annotation of a GenBank genome assembly. NCBI's taxonomy places the organism in Eukaryota, Metazoa, Arthropoda, Insecta, Hemiptera, Aphididae.